Molecule: messenger RNA, 793 nt
Organism: Penaeus indicus
Lineage: Eukaryota; Metazoa; Arthropoda; Malacostraca; Decapoda; Penaeidae
Product: heme-binding protein 1-like
Exons: 7
Coding region: 131-733 (200 amino acids)
Source: RefSeq, a predicted model, not a curated record
CACGUAAUAACACACACCCAUACAUAUAAAGGGAAGGGACAUCUAACAGGUACCACUUCGUCGCUGAACAGAGAACAGAGUCUAAGGAAAUUCGUGUGAAUUUGAGUCUCUACAAGCAAGACAUCCUACCAUGAAGACGAUUAUUGUAAUAGGGGUUCUGGCAGUAUUUCAACUAUCUGCCGCUCAGUAUGACACGGAGAACCUUGAGUCUGUUUCUUAUGUGGUCACGAGACUUGCUGAUGGGUAUGAGGAGCGCUUAUAUGAGGCAUCGAAGUGGGCUUGUCACGACCUCCUGAAGGAUACGUACGGCUUCAAGGCACAGAGGGAGUCCUUCCUACCCCUUUUCCGAUACAUCACUGGCGAUAAUGCUGAAGGAGCCGAGAUCGACAUGACAGCCUCCGUGACCAUCAGGAAAGACGUGUCACCUGAAGCAGGAAAGCGCUACCAAAUGUGCUUCUACAUGCCGGCCGCGUACCAGGCAGCGCCCCCUGCACCCACCAACCCCGAUGUUUACAUUGAGGACCGACCUCCUAUGACGGUUCUUACAAGGGUGUUCGGUGGGUUCGCCAUGAGGGAGAACGUGUGGGAGGAGGAAGCAGCAAGUCUGAGACAGAUCCUUCAAGAUGCUGGGGAGAAAGACAUAGAUUUCUCCCUUCAUUACAGGUUGCAGUAUGACCCCCCAAUGAAAUUCGAAAACCGUCGGAAUGAACUUUGGUAUGUCAAGAAAAAGUAAAACCAAAGACAAGAAGUAAAGAAAUGAAACGCGAAGAAAUCUCUUUUUUGAUAUACUAGA